Messenger RNA from Dermacentor andersoni, 381 nucleotides. NCBI's taxonomy places the organism in Eukaryota, Metazoa, Arthropoda, Arachnida, Ixodida, Ixodidae. The record is from RefSeq and is a predicted model, not a curated record.
AUGCUCGUCAUUGAAGAAAACCCAAAGGAGGAAAUGCCCACGACAGCUCAGGCGGGUGGUGGGGCAGUCAGUUUCUCGUCAGCAAUGGAGACAAGAGCUCAAGCGACAGCCAGAGCAACGCAACGUUUAGAAAGAAAGAAAGAGCGUAAGGAGAAGUCCGAAGACAAGAAGAGCAAGAGCAAAGACAAGAAAAGCAAAGGCAAGGAUAGCAAAGAGAAGAAGACAAAGAAGGGUUUCUGUCCCUGGCUAAGCAGCAAAAGCAGCAAGAGCACUAAAAGGGGAGGUGAGCGCAAGUCCAAGAAGGACAAGAAAGGCUCUUCUAAGGAAGGCAGCUCGAGAUCCAGAAGCAAAGAGAAGGCCGGCAAGGCUAAGUCCAGCUAG